UAUAUAAUUUGCUGAACAUGUUUAUUAAAUAUUAUAGAGUUUUAAUAUUGACGAUUUUAUGGGGUUUGUGCGCUCGAGGUGAAGAGCAGCGGUGGAUGGUGGAGGGGCGCGCGCUUGUGCCCGGCUUGAGAGCAGAUCAGUGGAUUCUCUCUGCCCGAGUUCUGCUGGGUGGAGAUCAGCAUGUCGGAUUUAUCAGGCUUGAUGGAAGUUUCACAGUGAAUGAUGUGCCAUCCGGAUCAUAUGUGGUCCACAUCGUCCAUCCAACUUACAGAUUCGAGCCUGUCAGAGUUGAUAUUAACGCUGUAGGCAAAAUGCGUGCUCGCAGAGUCAAUUACAUUAAGCCAUCUGAGGUAGAGCAAUUGCCUUACCCUCUUCAGAUAAGAUGUUUUGGAUACCAUUCCUACUUUAUAGAACGAGACAUGUGGACCUGGUCUGAUUUCAUCAUGAAUCCCAUGGUUUUGAUGAUGGUGUUUCCUGUUAUAAUAAUUCUUCUUCUGCCAAAGCUUAUUAACAUGAAUGACCCAGGAAUGAGAAGGGAAAUGGAACAAUCGAUGAACAUGCUCAAUCCCAGCCCAGAACUUCCAGACGUCUCUGAGAUCAUGACAAAGUUUUUUGCUCAGCCUACAAGUCGUAGUAAAUCAACCACUGGAGCUCAUAAAGGUCACAGGGGAGGCAGCGGUGAGCGGUCUUCAAAGAGAAGAUCACACUCUUCAGUUCCGAAAGACACAUAACGUUUGCAUCCUGAUUUCACAGAUUUAUGCCUUUGCUGAAAGAAGUGACCAGUUAUUUUUAAUAACUCGGUCAAUCUUCAAUGUCUAAAAUUUAAAGUCUGUUACAAUGAUCAGUUCUAUAAAUGUAUUUCAUUUGAGCUCUUAUUUGUACACCUUUUAAAUGUAUAACAUUAAAACCACCUCCUUGUUUUUUA
This is a messenger RNA of Trichomycterus rosablanca, 925 nucleotides long. RefSeq names its product ER membrane protein complex subunit 7-like. Gene Ontology annotation, molecular function: carbohydrate binding. Gene Ontology annotation, cellular component: EMC complex. Lineage: Eukaryota; Metazoa; Chordata; Actinopteri; Siluriformes; Trichomycteridae. The coding region runs from base 18 to 731 and encodes 237 amino acids. The transcript is spliced from 5 exons. The record is from RefSeq and is a predicted model, not a curated record.